AACAGAUCCUAAUGCCCUUCCCGACGUUGGCCUUUGGGAAAUGUUAAGCAAACGUUUUUAAAGAUAAGGCAACCCGCAGCUGGAAGGUUGAUAUACGCAUAGAGCACCUCCGGCUUCCCUCCCAUUCCCAAUCCUUGAGGGUACAAACAAUGGAAGCUUCUCUCUGCACUUACCCUUCCUCAAAAACCCAUUGCUCCCAAACCCUAAAUCUUACGGGAAUUUCCACUAAACCUCUAUUCAGACCAAAAACCUCUUUGCCAAUUACCCACAAAACCGCUCGAAUUCCAUCUAUUUACUGCGCAAUCAGCCGCACCAAGAAGGAAGAAACGGUAGAAACCGUCAAGAAGGAGUUGGAGAACUGCUUCCUCCUCGCUGGAAUCUGCUACAAAGGCCUCACCGUACAGCAAUUUCAAGACCUCAGGAAAUCCUUACCGGAAUCGGUGAAGCUCGUCGUUGCCAAGAACACACUUGUCGGCAAGGCCAUCGUAGGGACUCCAUGGGAGGCUCUCAAGCCUUGCAUGAAAGGCAUGAACGCUUGGCUAUUUGUUCACACUGAAGAGAUCCCUGGAGCUCUUAAACCCUACAGGGAUUUCCAGAAAGAGAAGAAGUUGGAUUCUAAUGACUUCACCGGGGCGGUGUUUGAGGGAAAGUUCUAUGGGCCAUCUGAUUUCAAAGCCCUAGAGACAAUGCCGACGAGGGCAGAAAUUUACGCGAAGUUGCUGGGAUCGCUUCAGAGCCCGGCGUCAGCAUUGGUUAGUACGCUUCAGGCGCCGGCUAGGGAUUUGGUCAUGGUCUUGAAGGCGUACGUUCAGAAGCUGGAAGAAGGCGGUGGGCAAUAAAAAUUUUGCCAUUGGUGGAUCAGUAAGCUCUUCGGCGCCAAAAGCCUCUUCUAUUGAAGUUCCUUGUGGUUCAUUUGCUUGGGAAAUUAUGUCUGGAUCAAUUUAAUUGUAUCAUUGAGAGCUUAUCAUCUUCUUGUAAUGAAUCUUCGCAGUAAUUGUUUCAUGUCUGAGAUAAUCUCAGUUCGUAAUCUAUCUACCACAAUCUACUGAUACAUUUUUGUAGUUAUUCUCUAGUUAUGACUUAUGAACAUGAAUGAUCACAAUUGCCCUCAA
This is a messenger RNA of Macadamia integrifolia, 1112 nucleotides long. Its product is annotated as 50S ribosomal protein L10, chloroplastic. The transcript has a single exon. NCBI's taxonomy places the organism in Eukaryota, Viridiplantae, Streptophyta, Magnoliopsida, Proteales, Proteaceae. Gene Ontology annotation, molecular function: structural constituent of ribosome. The record is from RefSeq and is a predicted model, not a curated record. Gene Ontology annotation, biological process: translation. Gene Ontology annotation, cellular component: large ribosomal subunit. Bases 150 to 839 code for a protein of 229 amino acids.